Messenger RNA from Platichthys flesus (European flounder), 1379 nucleotides. It is a transcript of the gene faap24, whose product is annotated as FA core complex associated protein 24. Gene Ontology annotation, cellular component: Fanconi anaemia nuclear complex. Gene Ontology annotation, molecular function: chromatin binding. Gene Ontology annotation, biological process: interstrand cross-link repair. Bases 152 to 802 code for a protein of 216 amino acids. NCBI's taxonomy places the organism in Eukaryota, Metazoa, Chordata, Actinopteri, Pleuronectiformes, Pleuronectidae. The transcript has 4 exons. The record is from RefSeq and is a predicted model, not a curated record.
CCCUGAUGUGAACCAGCCGAAGACACGAGGAAGAGACCCGGAAGUCUUGGAGGCAAAGCGUCAGUGAGUUGAAAAAGUUUUUUAUUCAGUUUCCUGAAAGUUUGAUGAAAGUUUAGUUCCCAGUUCCACAUCAGUUCCCAGUUUAGAGAACAUGGAGGCUGCUGCUGGGUUCCUGACCGCGCCCCCCCCUCUCGGUCACAUCCUCGCCAGCGACAAGUGGAGGAGCUCGGCUCUGGUCCAGAGCCUGAAGGAUGGAGGCGUGACGGUCGUGAUGGAGGCGGAGCUUGGCGUGGCAGACUUCCAUCUUCCGAACAGGAGCUGCAUCCUCUACGUGUCCGAGGGCGACGUGGUGGCUGGAAGCAGCUACAAGAGGAAACUGGUCCGGUACCGAAACGCCAGCAGCCGUCUGCAGGAGCUGGUUCUGGUGGAGAACACCCGGCUGAGCGAGCAGUACUUCUCGGCUGUGCAGAGGUUCGUGGUGUUUGACCUCGGCCUGACCUUGCUGCCGGUCAGCGGGCAGGCCGAGGCCUCGCAGCUCAUCGCUCAGAUCGUGCUCGGGGGGGGCCGGGACAACCCCUUCAGGAGGUCCCGGUCGGCCCGCCCGCUGGACCCGGCGGUCCUGGCCGUGGUCCAGCGGGUCCCCGGGGUCGGGCGGGUCAAAGCUCUGGCGCUGCUGCAGCACUUCUCCAGCCUCCAGCAGCUCUGCAACGCCGGCCCGGCCGAGCUGGAGCCCGUCGUGGGCCAGGCCGCCGCUCAGCUGGUCCACAGCUUCUUCCACAGCCCCAGUGCAGCUGGAAGCUGAGGCCGGUCCUCAGGCCCACGGGUCUGAGUCCGGUCCUCAGGCCCGCCCUUCUGGGUUCACGAGAGAGACUUUCCUCCUUCCUGUGCAAACUGAACACGUUAUUCACAGGUCAGAGUGGAAUGGAAAGAUAAACACGUCAGGUUUUGAUCAGCCGACCAGUUUUCACUUGUUUUUUUGCGUUCACACUUUUGUAUCAACACUCAAAAAAUGGUUAUUUUUGCAUCAUUUGGUCGUUUUUAAUUCUUCCUUUUGAAAUAUCCUUCCAUGUUUUGUUUCCCGUGAUGAGUCUUGAACCUGAAGCCACGAAGCCUCAGAGCAGAAUGACCUGCACCUGAUUCACUGAUCGAUCCGUGAGUUCAGAGCUCGACGGGUUUUCAACGACUUCUGUCUGAGACUCAGAUUCUUCUCGGAUGUUUUUCUGUGGACGUCGAUGUUAAGGAGAGAAUCUGCACAAAUCAGCAGAGAACAGAUUCUCACAGAUCUUUAUACUUUUAUAUUUAUAAAAAGUAUUUUAUGUCUUUUAUGCAAAUUUAUACUUUUUGCACCUUUUUGCAAAUAAAAAGUUAUUUUCACAACC